AUGCCGCCAAAGAAGCCGGCGCCCACGGUGCGUAAAGGCAAACCCCACCACCGCAGCAAGAAGCUGGAAGAUGAACCGAAACGAGAUGAGGACACCAUCGACGAUGAGGUCGCGCCCGCCAAUCCCGCCUCCACCACCCAACGUGGCCCGAAUAGCGCGGCCGGGACCGCCGAGAAACCGGUUGGCAAGUCGAGUCCCAAGGAGAAAAGGAAGGAAAAGGUGGGUUGGCGGAUGAUUUUAGAUACUGGGGACCUAAUCCAGUGGCAUAAAAUGUGUCGUUUUGCAUCCGGGAAUUACCGAAAAAUGCAGCCAAAUACCUCCGUCUCCAAGUGAAAAACUUCGUUUUGAAGGGUCCCUCAUAAAAAGAGCGGGCCCGCUUUUGAAAUCGGAGUUUUUCACUUGGAAAGAGAGGUAUUUUGCCACAUUUUUUUGAUACUUCCCGGAUGCAAAAUGGUACAUUUUAUGUCACUGGAUCAGGUCCGCACUGUAUGUUUUUUUUGGAAAAAUCCGUUUUUGUGCCCUCUGGGGCCAAUCUUAGACUAGUCGCCGCAGAAAGUGCGUAGACUCUUUAUCAAGGGCCGUACUGCAUAAUUGUUUUUUUAAUUUCAAUUUCAGGGCUCGAGACAAAGGAGAUCAAGGCCCGCAGGCAAGUCAACAAAAGGUAGAGUAAAAAUUUUUUCAUCAAUAAAUUUGUCUUGCAGGCCAGACAACGGAGCAACCGGGCGAGGCGAAGGGACCUCAAAGGGGCAAAGAGCUGUCGAAAACCCAGCUAGAGGCCGCCAGAAGUUUUCUCACGGAGGUUUCCAAAUUAGGCAAGUAACUUUUUGAAUGUCGUUGUGGGAUAAAAAUAAUAAGAAAAAUUUGAUGGAUUUUUGUUGAUUUUUUGGUGGUAUUUUCCUGAUUUUUUUUUUGCUUUUGCAGGCCGAAAAAAGACCCAAGACAGGGCGCAGCUCGCAGAAAAUAUUUUUGUCAACAGCCAUUUUUUGUAAAUUGUUUUGGUCAAGAGCGUAGCUAAGGGAAACUCGAGAGCUCGGUAGAAGCGAAUUUUAUGUAAAGUCUAGGGCGCAGCUCGGAAAAAAUAUUUUUUUUGCGGUGGACUAGAAGCAAUUUUUUGCCAAUUUAUUUUUGAAAGUAGGCUACUAAACCCGCAAAUUUGCCUUUAUUUUUUGUUUUUUACGGAGAAGGCAGGGCGCAGCUCGGAAAAAUUAUUUUUCGCAGUAUUCCGGAAACGAUUUUUUUUGCCAAUUUAUUUUUGAAAGUUGGCUGCUAAAACCGCAAAUUUUUCCUUUUUUUGGUUUUUUACGGUGAAGGCAGGGCGCAGCUUGGAAAAAAAUUUGUUAUUUUUUUUUUAUUUUUUUCAUUUUUUACAGGCAGCGAAGGGGUCUGCAAAGAAUUCCAGGAAGAAGUGAAAAACUUCCUCCCGCCUCAGCCCAAAUUCGACGCAUUUGCCGCGAACACGACCCGCAACCGCUACAAGGACGUCGCUUGUCUGGACGCGACCCGCGUGGUCCUCACGCUCAACGUGCCGCCCGAGACGGACUACAUUCACGCCAAUUAUGUGCAACUUGAGGGCUAUGACACCCGGAAAUACAUUGCCACCCAGGUAGGAGGGGCGAGAAAUUGAAGAUUUUGAGUUUUUUAGGCGCCCACCGAGGCGACAACCCCCGAUUUUUGGCGAAUGGUCUACGAGACUGAGGCCACAUCCAUUGUGAUGCUGUGCGCAGUUGUGGAGAGUGGCAUCGAAAAGUGCGCCCAGUAUUUCCCGGCGCAGGAAGGAGCCUAUGUCAAUCAUGGGCCCAUGUUCGUCAACAAUCGAAAGGUGAGCUCAUUUUUAUGCACGGAGCAAAAUUUUCUAAAUAUUUUUUUUUUCAAAAUAUUUUUUUUUUGCAAAAUAUUUUUUUUGCAAGAUAUUUUUUUUGCACAGUGCAAAAUAAAAAAAAAUUUUUGAGAUUGUUUUUGCACUGUGCAGAAUUUGAAAUUAUUUUGCACGGUGUGAAAGGUCAGAAAUUUAUUGCACAGUGCAAAUUUUGGCCUGAUUUUUAUUUCACAAUGCAAAAUUAGAAGUUUUUUAGCACUUUGCAGUUUCGAAAAUUAUUUUGCACCGUGCAAAGUCUUGGAUUUUUUUGGCAUAGUGCAUGAUUUCAAAAUAUUGUGUUUUUGCACUGUGCAAAACAAUAAUUCUAAAUUUUCCAGGUGUGGACCCAGGAUGAACUUACAAUGCACACAAUCGAAGUUAUUCCGGACGGCUGUUCCAAUUCCGUGCUCACGAAGCUGAUUGUUAUGCACCAAUGGCCGGAUAGAGGUGUCCCUGGAAGCACGAUGAAAGUCCUCCGGCUGUUGAGAUCCAUCCCGAACGUGAGUUGCAAAAACAGACUUUACAAAAAAAUCUAAAGGCAUAGAGUUUUUUCUGGCUUGAAUUCAAAUUUUUUUACUUUUUUUGGGCCAUAAAUCAAAAAAAUCCCCCAAAAAACAAAAUUAUUUUUUCCAAGCUGCGCCCUAGCCUUGACUUCGAACUUGUUUUUCUACUUUCAUUCUGCAGCCUGAGGCAGUUUUUGAAUAGUAAUGUUAUCUUAUUUUUUUCAGGGAACCUGUGUGAUUCAUUGUUCUGCUGGCGUUGGUCGGACUGGAACCGCGAUUGCUGUGGACUUUGCCAUGUUCACCUUCAGGAAAAGACAAGAAAAGCCGGUGGUAAGCUGGGUAUUUAGAUUAAGUUUUAUGUGGCAUUUGUCCGUGGAAAAAAUAAAUUUUUCCAAGCUGCGCCGAAGCCUUGAAUUUGAAUAUUUUCUGCAGUUUUUGUAAGCAUUUUUAAUUGCUUUUUUGUAGAUCAAAGACAUCGUCAAGAACAUUCGAACGCAACGCGCCUGCGCCGUCCAAACCGAAGCCCAGUAUCUGUACAUUGUGACGGUGUUUGUCGACUACCUGAGCGUCAAAAUUAAGGAUAAAAAGACUCAAGCGUUGGUCCACCAGUUCAGGGAGACCAUUCCCGCUCCCAAUCCCGUCUGA
Bursaphelenchus xylophilus (pine wood nematode) is the source of this 3003-nucleotide messenger RNA. NCBI's taxonomy places the organism in Eukaryota, Metazoa, Nematoda, Chromadorea, Rhabditida, Aphelenchoididae. The record is from the annotation of a GenBank genome assembly.